GUGUGAGCAGUGCGAGCGAGCUUUCCCUCCUUCAUUCUCUGGUUACGAGGGGAUGAUUUUUUUUUUUUUUGCCGCGGGUGGCUGUCCCUCUCCCUACCCACCUGGGCAUUGCUGAUCGACCGAUACUCGAAUUAUGCCUGUGUGCUUUGCUUGGACCGUAUGGUGUCCACUGCCCAUUUCCCGCCUCUGCCCCGUGGCUGGAGGUCUGAAGCAUACAUAUGCAAGUCAAAGGCAUCCCACUUCCCAACCUCCACAGGGGGUUUGGCCGUACUCGGUACCUAGGCGGUGCCUGUGCCACACCUGCGGUGUGUGUUCGCUCCCCUGCGAAAUAGGUCCUGCCAAUACAGGCUUAGGUGUCCGGACUGUCCCGUUUUCGCCCAGAGUGCUGGUGCUUUACGUACCUAGGUAGCUAGGAUGUUGGUCCGUAUAUCCCGCCCCUUCAUCCGUAGGUAGAUAUGUUCAUCUGUUUUUAUGUCUGUAUACAUAUACGUUAUGGCAUCAUGCAGCUCCGUAUUCAUUCACUUACUAUGAAUCUAAUAUCGUUCAGGAAACCGGAAUCCUACCCGAGUGAUUGGUGCGAUACGUAGGUACGUGUGCUGCAGAACUGCCACCCCUUUUCCACACACUGCAGCUGCGCAGGUACGAUCUUGAUUACUCAUGUAAAGACGUGGAGUCUAUCCUGAUGGAGGUAUGGUUGGGGUACGUACCGCAUUGUGAGAUGAAUAGGAUGGGUUCUGCUUGGUACAUUUUCAUUAUGUGUACGUAAUUGAUAUGAUGGAUAUAUGUAGAGCCAUGUAAUGCGCCAGGUAUGUAGGAUGUAAGGAGGCAGACAAG
Durotheca rogersii is the source of this 834-nucleotide messenger RNA. RefSeq lists its product as uncharacterized. Lineage: Eukaryota; Fungi; Ascomycota; Sordariomycetes; Xylariales; Xylariaceae. The annotation marks the transcript as partial. The record is from RefSeq and is a predicted model, not a curated record. The transcript is spliced from 2 exons.